Messenger RNA from Drosophila rhopaloa, 2797 nucleotides. RefSeq names its product NADP-dependent malic enzyme (gene Men). Gene Ontology annotation, cellular component: mitochondrion. Gene Ontology annotation, biological process: malate metabolic process; pyruvate metabolic process. Bases 62 to 2416 code for a protein of 784 amino acids. The transcript is spliced from 4 exons. Lineage: Eukaryota; Metazoa; Arthropoda; Insecta; Diptera; Drosophilidae. The record is from RefSeq and is a predicted model, not a curated record. Gene Ontology annotation, molecular function: malate dehydrogenase (decarboxylating) (NAD+) activity; NAD binding; malate dehydrogenase (decarboxylating) (NADP+) activity.
AAUUUCAAUUAACUACCAUAUAGUUUCACUGGAGUUAAUUAGACCUAAUUUAUAACCGAAAAUGGGUAAUUCCAGUUCCAUUUGCGCCGAUCGAAGUGCGAUAAGAAAUUUCGAUGAAAAUGGCACGCCGGUAUAUCCCAGCGCCAACAACUCCCAGAGUCCUUCCCAAGGCCAAAUAACACCACUGCACACCCACAUCCACGAGAAAGAGCGCUACAAGACCACAAUUCCCGUUGGAAGCUCUGAGAGCACAAGUAGCUGCUCUCACUGCCGAACAGCUGAUGCGAGCUCCCCUUCCACGAACAACAACAUUAGCAACAAAAACAAUGCACACACACCACCACUCACGGAGAGCCAAAGCUGUGGUUGUAGUAGUCGUGCGUGUAAAAAUCAUACGACUACAACGACGACGACACUCGAAUACGAACUUUCCAAUUUCGCAAAACUAACGACACGAAUCACAACGCAAAGUACCGCCGAAGUCGCAACAUCGACAGCUACGGAUAGGGAUACGGAUCAGGGUGAUAUAGCCAUUGCCAGCGAUUUGCCAAAGGGUCUGCCGUUAUCCUCGCGCCAUCACUGGAAUCAGCUGCAGAGCAGUUUGCACGCCCUCCACUACCAGCAACAGCAACAACAACGUUCAUAUAGUAGUAAUACCAAUCAAAAUUUGGAAGUCAACAUGAGUAAGUCAGUGACAAAUCUGGAUAAAUACUCCCAUCGCGAUCGCCUGGGAUUGUGGGGCAUCGGGGACAAUGAAGUCGUCGGCAGCGUCUCCGGAUUGGGACGACUAAACGACAAGCGCUACUCAAAGGGCCUGGCCUUCUCACACGAAGAGCGUCAACAGUUGGGCAUCCAUGGCAUGCUGCCCUAUGUGGUUCGGGAGGCGCCGGAGCAGGUUCAGCACUGCCGCACACUCCUGGAUCGGCUGGAUCAGGAUCUGGACAAGUACAUGUACCUGAUCAACCUGUCCGAGAGGAACGAGCGGCUGUUCUACAAUGUGCUCAGCUCCGACAUUGGCUACAUGAUGCCCCUGGUGUACACGCCCACCGUGGGAUUGGCCUGCCAGAAGUACAGCCUGAUCUUCCAGAGCGCCAAGGGCAUGUUCAUCUCCAUCAAGGACAAGGGCCACAUCUACGAUAUCCUGAAGAACUGGCCGGAGACUGAUGUCCGAGCGAUUGUGGUGACGGAUGGUGAGCGCAUCCUGGGAUUGGGAGAUCUGGGCGCCAAUGGCAUGGGCAUUCCCGUGGGAAAACUUUCCCUCUAUACCGCCUUGGCGGGCAUCAAGCCAUCGCAGUGCCUGCCCAUCACCUUGGACGUGGGCACCAACACCGACUCCCUGCUGCAGGAUCCCCUGUACAUUGGUCUGCGCGAGAACAGGGCCACUGGAGCUCUGUACGAUGACUUCAUCGAUGAGUUCAUGCACGCCUGCGUCCGCCGCUUUGGCCAGAAUUGCCUGAUCCAGUUCGAGGACUUUGCCAACGCCAAUGCCUUCAGGCUGCUGUCCAAGUACCGCGAUUCCUUCUGCACCUUUAACGAUGAUAUCCAGGGAACCGCUUCGGUGGCCGUAGCUGGACUGCUGGCCUCCCUGAAGAUCAAGAAGACCCAGCUGCGGGACAAUGUCCUGUUGUUCUUGGGCGCCGGCGAGGCGGCUCUUGGUAUUGCCAACCUGUGCCUGAUGGCCAUGAAGGCGGAGGGUCUCUCCGAGGAGGAGGCCAAGUCACGCAUCUGGAUGGUGGACAGCCGUGGAGUCAUCGUUCGCGAUCGCCCAAAGGGUGGACUCACCGAACACAAGUUGCACUUCGCCCAGCUGCACGAACCCAUCGAUACUUUGUCGGAGGCGGUGCGCAAGGUGCGCCCCAAUGUCCUGAUUGGAGCUGCUGCCCAGGGCGGAGCCUUCAACCAGGAGAUCCUCGAGCUGAUGGCCGACAUCAAUGAGACACCGAUCAUCUUUGCGCUGUCCAAUCCGACCAGCAAGGCGGAGUGCACCGCCGAGGAGGCGUACACCCACACCAAGGGUCGCUGCAUCUUCGCCAGUGGAUCACCCUUUGCCCCGGUGACGUACAACAACAAGAAGUACUAUCCGGGUCAGGGAAACAACUCGUACAUUUUCCCUGGUGUCGCACUGGGUGUUCUGUGCGCCGGCAUGCUGACCAUUCCCGAGGAGGUCUUCUUGGUCGCUGCAGAGCGUUUGGCGGAGCUGGUGUCCAAGGAUGACCUGGCCAGGGGCAGUUUGUAUCCACCACUAGACACCAUUGUCAGCUGCUCGGUGGCUAUCGCCGAAAAGAUCGUGGAGUAUGCGUAUAAGAAUGGAUUGGCCACCGUCCGUCCGGAGCCGUCUAACAAGCUGGCCUUCAUCAAGGCCCAGAUGUACGAUCUGGACUACCCGCGCUCAGUGCCCGCCACCUACAAGAUGUAGAUCCAUUCCGCCUACCCCCGAAAAACCAAAGGAGGAGUGGCCAUCGCAGAUAUUCGGCAAGGGCGGCGAGCAGUAACCAUGUUAUUUAUUUUAUAAUGUCGCACAUCUGUCGUCUAAGCAUAUAGCAAAAUUUGUAUCGCGCCUAACCAACCACCCACUAUCCACCACCCACUAGCCCCUGUUCGCAGCCCGAUAGAUUAUUACAAAAAAUGAAAAAAAAAUGGAAUGUCAUUAGCCCGCGGCGAACAAUUUUGUAUGAUGUAUAAUCUAUGUAAAUGGGAUAUUGAUCUAAUAGAUAUGUAAACAAAUUGUAUGUAAUCUUGAACACCACAAACUACUUUAAGGAUCUACAAAUAAAAAUAUAAUAAAAAUACCUCAAAA